Molecule: messenger RNA, 965 nt
Organism: Closterium sp. NIES-67
Lineage: Eukaryota; Viridiplantae; Streptophyta; Zygnematophyceae; Desmidiales; Closteriaceae
Source: the annotation of a GenBank genome assembly
CUGCACCUGGACGGCUUCUCCACUGCCAGCUCGCGGUCAGUGGCAUGGCGUGGCUCCAGUCACGCUGCACGGUGCUGGAGUGACAUGUUGCUGCGAGCAGGAUGAUCCCUGCGAUCGCAUCAUCACUUGAGUCUCGCGCUCACAACAGCACGCAAUUCCUGCAAUCACGUUACAACAGACACCACCACCCCUCUGACACUCCUCAAUCCACGGCAUCUCGCCUGCCCCCUGCCCGCCCCGCCACUGCUGCUGCUGGCAGCGCUGGUGGCGGCAGCGGGGGGGGCCUGGCGAAGGGCACAGAUAGCAGCAGCAGUGGUGGUGGGUGGCUGUUUGGGUGGAGCAGCGGGGCAGCUAAGAAAGACAGCCCUGCUGCUGCUGAGGGAGGGGAGGCAGUCUCGGUGCGUGACGAGGCAGCAGCAGCGGAGGAGAGGGAGGAGACUGCCAAGGCCAAGCUGACUCGUCUGGACGACAUGCUCAAGCGGUCGCUGCUGGUGGAGUACAUGCACACCAGGCAGCGGUGGGCGCCCAUGGGCGGCGAGGUGGCCAUCCCAGUGGACGACCCCGAGGCGGAGGACGAGUGGCUGCCGCGCUUCGUGGCGCUCUCCAACAACGAGGUCUCCUGCUACCGCCAGGCUUCAGAUCUGGAGCCCGAGGUGAGCAUCCCCCUGGACAGCGUGGCGGCAGCAGGGUCGCUGGAGGCGGGCAUGGAGGCGGGCGAGGAGGCGGAGGACUGGCUUGUGUUCCACCUCACCACUGGCUAUGGGCUCCGGCUCGAGUGCGCCACUCGCAGCCGAGUCAAGCUGCAGCUAUGGCUUGCUACAAUUCACGAGGCAGUCGAGAAUGUCGCCAUGAGGAAACGAAGGGGGAGACCGAGAUCUGCCUCUGGAGCCCGCUGAAGCAGACUCUUGAGGUUGACGUGGGCUUAGGGCCUUGUUUAAAGCGUACACCAUAGAGAUAACACAUUA